GACCACGAGUGUCGUCGGCCACCUGUGAAUUUGGAAAAAAGGGAGGUGCACCGUGCACCAGGAACUAUUAUUCAGAUUAAUUGGCUGGAGUGCAGUGCGCAUAGAACUGACUGAUCUAUUCCCACCUCAUCUAGGCACCUAGUGGAAUGACGAGAGUCCCGUUCCCACUACAUCGAAGUACAAUCAGCAGAAUGGGCUCUUCUAGUCGUUUAAUCGGCUUCAGCUGCCUCUUGGUCCUCAUCCAGGCACUGGCUCCCGCGCACGCUGCCGUGCACUCUGUGUUCACCCACAAGAACGCCUCCUCGUCCCUGGGCCAGCUGGUUACUUCGAGCACACUGGUCUGGGAAAGCUACGACCCCAAGGACACCACGCAGUUACAGUUUGCCGUGGAGGGCGGAAAGUACAUCACCGAGGAUGAGCAUUAUCCCAUCUACGUGUGCCGUGUGCCCAUCGAUGGCUUCCAGGUCUCCGGCCACACCGAGAAGAUCAUGCAGAGGCAUGUCUGUGUAGCGGCCCACUACAAGCACGGCAAGUAUGACAACUUCGACGUACUCAUGAACAAAGGACACUUGGGAAAGGUUGGCUGGCGCCAUUGGCGAAAGUUUGAUGCCGGAGUGCCGGUGGGCGCGAUCCGCAUUGGAGACGACUCCUACAUCGGACGCCACAGGGCCUCGCAUGAGCCGAAUAAGGAUGGCAUCAUCACACACUGGGGAGCGGACUUUAACCUGGGUCACUUGGAACCCGAGGGCCUCGGAAAAAUCCGGGUAAUUGAGAAUGAGCGCGAAAAAUACUACGUCGAUGGCGAAGUUCUCGUCGAGACAGAGCCCUUUCGCUACGAACUGAGGGAUAUUAAGCUGGACCGCUUACGGACCGAAAGACGAGAGAAUCUCACGGAACUGGCCACCAGGAGGCUGGAAAAUCUGGGAGACAAGUACAGCACCGUGGAGACCGUUCUAAGCUACAGCUUUGACUACAAACAGAAUUGGGGAAAUCACGAGGGCGUGGCCCGGGGUCUGCCCACUAAAAUCUUCGAAAAAGAUGUACCCAUCCCAGCUGAAAUCAACUGGGGACUUAAGCACGGCGAGAAACGAUCGGAGAACAAGGCGGUUCAUACGAAACUUUGGCCCGGCACUGCUAUCAAUGUUACCCUACGCGGCAACUAUGUGACCCUGGAGGCGCCGUACAGUGGCAAGCUCUUUGCGUUCUACUACGGCAGCGACGAGAGUGUUUCCCGGAAGAUCAGCGCUGAGGUCAGCAAGAGCUACUUGAAGGACGUGAAGCUGGAGUUCAGUCCCGUCUACUGGAUUGAAAAUGGAACUCUUGUGCCAACAACGACAACAACAACGACAACAUCCACAUCGACAACGACACACGCCACCACGACCAGCACCAACGAGCCCACGCCCAUCCACGAGCCACCGCUGGUGCAUAUGAAGGAUCAGGGAGUGCAGCACUCCGGUCCCGAUACGUUGGAAAAGACCCUGCACGACUCUCCCUCCAGCAACGAAGUCAACUCGCACGAGGCGCCCGAGAACAUGUCCUCGAAUCCCGGAAAGGACGUGGCGCUGGCAGGAUUUGGGGUGAAUGCAGCAGACUCGAUCACCGCUGCUGGCACGGCUUUCAUGACGCUAUUUCUGUCGGUUCUUCUGAGUCUGUAGAUGCGAUCGAGCUCCGGGCUUAGCAUAGCGUUUAAUUGUUGUUGUUGUACCUGUUGUACCCGUCUUGAGAGCAAAAAAAAAGUGAAAAGAAGCGCAGAUAGGCAGAGCGAGGAAAGAAAGGCAUAUAGGAAAUAGUAACCCCUAGAACUGGGAAGAUUUUGGCGUGAGAGCGGAAAGCAAAAGUUGAUAUUUUUAUACUUGUCCCCAGGCUUCUUCUAUUAUACACAUGCAGUUAGCGAAAGAAAAAGGAACGAUCAAGAAGAUAAACGUAAUACAUUCCUAAAAAGAAUCCCUCACGAACGGAAAUGAAUCAAAAGUAAAAGUUAAAGAAACAAGUAUAUAUAUAUAUAUGUAUACUGCAUUCGUGUAGAAAUAUUUUAAAAACUUAUCAUUUGCAAUACAGGAAUUAAUGUUCUAUGAUUUCGAAUGGCUUCUCAUUUUGCUAGUUCAUAAGAGCCUUAAUUCGUAACAAGUAGAAAAGGUACUAAAAUUGAAUUGACCAUUGUUUUAGGGGUGAUAUUAUAAAUCGCGCUCUAUAAUACGAUGUAUUGUAUAUGUCUAAAAUGUAAACCUAUGUAAAACAUAAGUACGAGUAUAUGUAUGAUAUUGUGUAAGUGAAACACUCCAAAUAUGUAAAUUAGAAACCCCUUGAAUUUAAAUAUAAUUUGCUUUGUGUGCUCUUUUGUUUUUAGCCGAUUCUUGAUCCAAUUGGCUACAAUUUGAAUUAAAUAACUUCGAAUGAGCAAUGAAUCUCCUUCCCAUUUCGUAUAAAAAAUAAAAAUAAAGCUUGUAAAUUAUAAAAUGACAAACAA
Drosophila serrata is the source of this 2470-nucleotide messenger RNA. RefSeq names its product beta-pore-forming protein unzipped (gene uzip). The record is from RefSeq and is a predicted model, not a curated record. Lineage: Eukaryota; Metazoa; Arthropoda; Insecta; Diptera; Drosophilidae.